AGUCAGUCUCGCUGAGGUUUUCGCGGCGAUAAGACCAACGAUGACGAGAACGACGACGACGAUAAGGACGAUGACGCGAUUCAUCUCGAGCCUCUGAUAUAAGAUGUGGAGAAUCGAGUGAUGAAUUAAAAGAAAAAAUAAUUUGUGAAGUAGUGACGCACAGUAGACACACAACGCAAGCACAUCGUCGAAUAUAUCAUCAUGAAGAUGACGAGCGCGAUGCGGAUCCUCCUAGGAUGCAUCAUCUGCCUUCUGUCAGUGGUGAACGCGAGGACCGCGAUAAUGCCGCCGCCGUGGGCCGAUCCCUCGAGCAAUCCAUGCGCCGCGCAACCGCGCGGUUGGCAGUUGCUAUACUGGCCGGCCGAUGGGAAAUGCUACAAAAUAUUCCAGAUCGGCGCUCCGUGUCCGGAAACCAUGGAACUGGGUCCCGCGGCUGACGGCGGCGGAACGAUCGCGGAAUGCCGAUGUCCCCCGGGAACCGCGCAAUCGCCCAGGGACGCCCUGUGCCAUCCGAUAUUCACGAGAGCGUCCUGCUCGGAGGGUCAAUUCUUCGCACCAGUGCCCGAGACGUCCAAUAAACUGGGGUCCAAGCGACGAUGGGGAGUCUGUCGCGAUCCCGAACCCUGUGACGAGCGAGGCGAGAUCUACUGGCCUAGAGAUGGUAAAUGCUAUCCGCGGCUUAGCAGAGGUCCUUGUCCGCGUGGCGAGCUCCUGGUCGUGGGUGAGAACGGUUUAGCGACUUGCUCGUGCUCGACGACUGGCGAACUGAGCAGGUACCAUUGGCUGGGGAAUGGCGGCGGUUGCUACGAGCACUACACCAAGGGUCCGUGCUCGGAAUCGGGAGAACUGUUCCUACCGGGUGGCACAUGCGGCUGCCAUUCUCAAUUACCUCACUACCACGAACCGAGCGAAAUGUGCUAUCAACUGGGAGGCGUCGGUCCAUGUUCGCAAGGACAUCAUUUUGUGGUAACUAUGGACGUCCGAGCAUCGACGCAGGAGGAUGUUGUGCGAGCCAGUUGUGUGUGUAAAUCUGGUCAUGUGUUAUAUAAGAACGGACAGUGCUAUCGGUUGCACACGAGAGGACCCUGCGAGAGCGGUUACAUGCUGAUCAAUUCGUCGACCUGCGUUCCCGUGCCGUGUAAACGCGGUAGAUUAUACUUUCCUCAAGAGAAGACUUGCUACAAGAUUGGCACACGAGGACCAUGUCCAAACGGGCAGAUAGUGUUAUACGACUAUAAUGUAAGGCCGUCCCUCGACGGGAUCGGAUAUAACGGCGUGUGCGGGUGCACCAGUGUCAUGAGAGACGCUGGCAAAUGCGUGGGAGUCGACAGUGACAACGACUGCGAGAGCACACCAGGUAUGGUGAUGAUCAAUAAAACCUGUUACAAACUGUACACGCAGGGCCCGUGCACCGCAGGCGAGUGGUUGGUAGCGCAAAGAAUGCCGAGGAACGGUCGGUUGUGGCGAGAAGGGAAGUCGCGACCCAAAGCCAGAUGCGAAUGUCGACCCGGUUAUAAAAGGACCAUUGAGAGCUCGGGAGAGGCUCUGGAGGAACUGGAAAGCAACAGUCUGAUCUCGUUGAAUGGCUGCCAGCCACCCGCGGUGAGCCUGGCAAAAUUUCUCAACGAUAACGUCAAAUCGAUAAUGAUCUGAAUGGCGCAGUGAAUCUGCGCCGUGUAGAACAUUUAUAAUUUAUUACAGAUUUCACGAGAUAAAUUUAUUUUUCUACCUAGCGAAGGACGCGCGCGAUGCGUUUAAACAUUUCAGACAAGAUGGAUUUAAUU
Molecule: messenger RNA, 1784 nt
Organism: Camponotus floridanus (Florida carpenter ant)
Lineage: Eukaryota; Metazoa; Arthropoda; Insecta; Hymenoptera; Formicidae
Exons: 5
Coding region: 202-1653 (483 amino acids)
Source: RefSeq, a predicted model, not a curated record